Molecule: messenger RNA, 792 nt
Organism: Thermochaetoides thermophila DSM 1495
Lineage: Eukaryota; Fungi; Ascomycota; Sordariomycetes; Sordariales; Chaetomiaceae
Exons: 1
Coding region: 1-792 (263 amino acids)
Biological process (GO): regulation of transcription by RNA polymerase II
Cellular component (GO): nucleus
Molecular function (GO): RNA polymerase II transcription regulatory region sequence-specific DNA binding; DNA-binding transcription activator activity, RNA polymerase II-specific
Source: RefSeq, a predicted model, not a curated record
AUGGCUCCAGGCGACUUUGGCUUCGGCGACUUCAGCAGCACUUACACCUCGCCCACCAUCCCAGCGUUCCCCGACCCGCUAGGGAACCACCAUCAUCCUCACCACCCGCUGCAGCCUUUGCAGCCCAAUCCCCAGACUGCUCCGGCCUAUCCUGCCCCUCCUGCCGUUUCCCAAGCCGCCCAUGCCCACCACACCGGCACCUACGUGCCCCCUCCGGGCCCUGGGAUAACCGCCCCGACCCCGGCCCCGACGACCCACACCCGCUCGGGCAGCAUGGUUGGUGAGAAACGCAAGGUCCCGCACGAGGCUGCCGUGGCCGUCCAGCAGGCUGCCGCCGCGAACGGCCGGGUCCUCACCUUUGACGAGGCGGCUCGCCUGGCCGCCGAGGAGGACAAGCGCCGGCGCAACACGGCCGCGUCGGCGCGCUUCCGCAUCAAGAAAAAGCAGCGGGAGCAGGCGCUCGAGCGCACGGCCAAGGAGAUGGGCGAGAAGGUCACCAUCCUGGAGGGCCGCAUCUCGGCUCUGGAGACGGAGAACCGCUGGCUCAAGAGCUUGGUUACGGAGAAGCAUGGUGGUCGUGAUGAUAUCCUGGAAAAAUUGCUGAAGGAGUUCGCGGCGGCAGAAAAGAAAGAGAAGGAGGAGAAGGAGAAGAGGGAGAAGGAGGGCAGUGAAACGAACGGGGUUAAGAAAGAGGAGAAGAAGGAGGGCUCGGAGGAGGUCAAAGACAGCAUUACCGCUGCUACUACUGCAAAGGACAAGAGCUCGUCUCCGGCUGCAGCAGCGAAGAACUAA